This is a messenger RNA of Urocitellus parryii (Arctic ground squirrel), 2020 nucleotides long. It is a transcript of the gene Socs2, whose product is annotated as suppressor of cytokine signaling 2. Gene Ontology annotation, biological process: phosphatidylinositol phosphate biosynthetic process; intracellular signal transduction. The record is from RefSeq and is a predicted model, not a curated record. Gene Ontology annotation, molecular function: 1-phosphatidylinositol-3-kinase regulator activity. Gene Ontology annotation, cellular component: phosphatidylinositol 3-kinase complex. NCBI's taxonomy places the organism in Eukaryota, Metazoa, Chordata, Mammalia, Rodentia, Sciuridae.
UGGGGACAGACGUUUAACUCUUGCCAAGUCUCGCCGCUGCCGCGGCUCGUGGGCCUUGAGUUUCUCUUGAAGCAUGAGCCUCUUCGCCCGCAGCCACCAGCGCUGCGCGGGCCGCGGACAGUACGCGCCGGGGCCCGGGGCGCACAGCCUCAGGAUCCUCGGAGUACGAAGCACGGGCGCUCGCAACAGGCGAUCUGUGGGUGACCGCGUCUGCGGGAGAUUUUACCAUCCCUCCUCUGGGACUUGGGGAGAAAGAACCAGCAGCUCCCCAACCCCUCCCCCUCCGCCACCAUUUCGGACACCCCGCAGGGACGCGUUUUGGAGUUCCCUCUGACUUCCAGGAAGGACGCGAGCCCCUCUGUGACUCCAGCUCAGGCGGCCACCUGUCUUUGCCGUGCUGACCCUUCUUCCAUGACCCUGCGGUGCCUCGAGCCCUCCCGGAAUGGCGCGGAUGGGACGCAGAGCCAGUGGGGGACCUAUGGGUCAGCCGAGGAACCAGCCCCAGAGGCAGCACGCCUGGCGAAGGCCCUGCGCGAGCUGGGUCAAACAGGAUGGUACUGGGGAAGUAUGACUGUUAAUGAAGCCAAAGAGAAAUUAAAAGAGGCGCCAGAAGGAACUUUCUUGAUUAGAGAUAGUUCGCAUUCAGACUACCUACUAACAAUAUCUGUUAAAACGUCAGCUGGACCAACUAAUCUGCGAAUUGAGUACCAAGAUGGGAAAUUCAGAUUGGAUUCUAUCAUAUGUGUCAAGUCCAAGCUUAAGCAAUUUGACAGUGUGGUUCAUCUGAUUGACUACUAUGUUCAGAUGUGCAAGGAUAAGCGGUCGGGCCCAGAAGCCCCCCGGAAUGGCACUGUUCACCUCUAUCUGACCAAACCRCUCUAUACAUCUGCACCAUCUCUUCAGCAUCUCUGUCGACUCACCAUUAACAAAUGUACCGGUACCGUCUGGGGACUGCCUUUACCAACAAGACUAAAAGAUUACUUGGAAGAAUAUAAAUUCCAGGUGUAAGUGUUUCUGUUUUUCUAAACAUCAUCAUAUCGAGUAUCUCCAAAUGCAGCUAUGUAAGACGACACCAAAACUUGAGCGACUGGAUAACUGCACAGAAUUCUAAAAACAGCUGAAGUCAACCUAAUUUAAAUGCGUAAAGAGGUASCUAGGUAUUUAAAAUUCCCCUAGAYMUUUUCACCUGAGUGAUGCUUCCUUUCCUAAGGCUGAYCAAGAUCAGUUGAUCCUUUUAACUAAGAAAUAAAAUGCCCCAAGUAAAGGCUGAGGGAGCAUUUUAUCAGAAUGCCUUGUCUUUCUGAAGUUCCUUUGCCUUAGGUCCAAGGUCCAAGUUCCAAGUUCCAAGCUCCAAGCCCCAGUAACAAAGAGGGAGUGGAGUACUGAAGAAGCUAAAGGAACCAAGCUGAUGCAGGCUUAACCUUGCGUUUAUACGCCUGAUGAUCAGUAUCUUUAAGGACAUUUUAUAUGUUGCAUUCUGAUGUACGUAGUUUUGUCGAACACAUCAUGCUUGUGAGUAUUUAUCCCUCAUUUUAUGCAAUUAACCAAAUCAACCAAAAAAAAAAAAAAGUGACCAUGAGAUCCUGUAUUUGUCUUUUUACUACAGGUAUGAACUCUCCUGUGAAUGAGUACUGUAGUAACCCAUUUCAGGGGAGCCUUAUUUCAGAAAUAUUUCAAACUGGUGCAAAUGGAAAAGACUUUCUCUUUUCCUUUAAGGCUAAAGACAAGAAUGUCAUGCUCUACAGGUGCAACUCAAUCUCUGUUAAUAAAAACCAGUGUAGAUAUAGACAUUUUACCCUUUGAAGUAGCUGUGCCCCAAACUGUUGCCAUUGAUUUUUUUGGAAAUGGCUUUAGAAAUUUCCCAGUCCUUGAAUUGUCUAACCACGGACAUCAGCAGUUGUCUCCCUUCUACUGUGUAGAAUACCUUGACUUAAUUUUCUUCCAUAUAUAGGGGGAUACCUGCCUGUUUUUCAAAGUGUUUAUUUACUGCUGUUACUAUUUGAUUAGAAUGUAUUAAAUA